AGGCCAAGGAAAGGUGCCAGUAUAGCUGAGUAUCAACACCACCCCUCCGCAGAGACCACAGAUAUUGCGACGUCAUAGCAAGGCUAAGGUCGCAAGUGAGAGCUGCAGAACACUGGCUCAUCGCCCCUGUCAGUAGGGUGCUUCAGAUUGGUUCCGACGAGACGCGUAUCAUGCGUAGUACAAAGCUCUGCCUAAAACAGCAGCGUUAAGACACGUGGUGGGAUCAGGUGUAUCCCAUAUUCAGCUUUCUCCACCUUCAAGCGAUGAUGCGUCUAUCCACCUGCGUCGUUAUUGUCCUUCUCUGCGCAGCGGCUGCCACUGUCGCUGCAACAUCGGCACCAUCUACAGAGGCUGCGAUGGCACCAACUCAGCCCAGCCUAGAACACCCACCCGCGGCGCAACCCACGCCCGAGUUAGUGCAAGCACUAAAAGGCGUAGUGAACGACUUCCUGGGAAGCCCGCGAAGCCCCCUAACAAGGAGGCUGAUUGCAGCGAAAGUUUCAUCCGGCUGCACUGUAGGCCUCAUGAAGUUGCUGCGGGCUUUCAGGAAUAUGGAACCCUGGGCGUACAGACUGUUAGAUGCCACAGGAAAGUAUCCGACUGGGCUGCUUCAAGGCACCCUUUCGGACGUUGGAGCCUUCGACGAAUGCAUUGAGACGGUAGUGCGGGAUUACUAUGGACGAGAAACGGCACGAGCCCAGUACUGCAAUGUGUACCUGGAUGGCAACGCCACUGAGGUGCUCAGGUACCUGACUCCAGCCAUCAUAAUGUCACACCCAAGGGCCAUCGAUUUCGCAUUAGAAAGUGGAAACAACAGGUUCGUCGAAGGCGUACGCAUCGGACUUUGCUUCAUUACCGACUGUACCCAAAAGGAUAUACAAAGUCUUCUGCAAUCGCUGGUCCAUGGAACGAUCGAUCUUGACGUGAAGGACUGCGUAACCAGCUUGAAGCCUCCAAUGACCAAGACGCAGACUUUGAUAGUGGUUGGCUUAGGGGUCCUGGCAGCGGGCAUUUGCGUGAGCACCGCCUUUGACAUUUACCUGAGCCGCACGAAUGCGAAUACAAGUUUUCUAGUGAAACUCCUCACAACAUUCUCACUGCGAUUAAAUCUGGAGACUCUCCUAGUUGGGGUCAACGACAAAGAGUCUGACGCCUACAUGUACAGAUUUUUUCAUGGUCUGCGAUUUUUCAGCAUGUUUAUGAUCGUCUUCGGCCAUUCAUACAACAUAUUCGAUUUCAUCAAUACCUCCCGCAUGGUGAAUGCUCUGCAUUAUGCCGACAGCAUCAGUUUUUCUCUGGUUAUGACUGGAUACUUGAGUGUGGACGUCUUCUUCUUUCUGAGUGGUUUCCUUCUCGCCUAUAAUAUUGAACCAAAGCGUGACAACAUUCUACUGACGGGACUCAUUGCCAUUGUACGGCGCCAUAUUAGGACUACAGCCCCCGUCUUUUUUGCCAUGGUGUGUUGUUUAUUGGUGCCACAAAUCGCAUCCGGCCCUAAUCUGAAGCCACUGAUGGAAAAAUUCUACUAUGAAUUUCGUAACCAGUGGUGCCAUAUUCUGCUCCAAGUUCGCAACCUCUACAGUGAAACAGAAAUUGGGAUGUUUGGCCACCUGUGGUUCGUUGCAGCAGACUUUCAAUUAUUUAUUUGGGCUUUGCCAACUAUCCUAAUACUUAAAAGACACUUCUGGGCCUUAAUUGCGGCCUUUUUUAGCUUCAGCCUGCUGUGUUGUUCAGUGACAGCCUGGCAGGUUGUCAAUACACCUUACCCUCCUUUCAUGACCCCGAUUGUGGCAGACAUCAGCAUUCUUCUGGACACUCUAAACUACGUGUACGUCCUGCCUUUUUAUCAUGGCAUGUGCUACUUCGCCGGAUGUGUGACGUACUUUUUGUUGAAGAAAUACGGCCAAGUCAAGAUAUCACAGAUGAAGCAGAUUGGAAUGUGGUGCCUAACGCUCACCUGCGCACUCGCAACUGUGUUCCUGAAAUAUGACUGGAACCGUGGCCGUGGUCCACCCGGGGAAUGGAUAAAAAUUCCACUAGCGUUCAUCGACAGGCUGAUGUGGUCGUUUUGCAUCGGCUGGACAGUAUUCGCUUGCUCAACAAGAAGAGGAGGUGUCCUCUGGAAUUUUCUAUCCUGGAGGGCGUUUGUUCCUCUCAGUCGCCUAUGCUUUGGAAUAUAUAUCGUUCACGUACCGUUGUUCUUCAUCAAGUCAAACAUAGCUCGAGAGCGGAUAUUCUACUCUCACUUUACCUUGGUGCUCCAAACGUUUGCCGUGUUUGUGACAUCGUCCCUUCUAAGCCUUACGAUCUAUCUUGCCUGCGAAGCACCAGUGGGUCGUCUGGAGAAGAUGUUUUUGAUGCCGAAUCGAAAAGAAGAAAAAGCUCACCGCGUUUGUAGAGGAAAACAAAUCAACAUUAUGCGAAAACUUCCGUGUACGAUAAAGGACACAGACCUCGUGAACACGAAGGAGCAAAAACCGAACAUUAAAGAAUAUUCGAGUCGUUUGUGAA
Molecule: messenger RNA, 2511 nt
Organism: Rhipicephalus sanguineus (brown dog tick)
Lineage: Eukaryota; Metazoa; Arthropoda; Arachnida; Ixodida; Ixodidae
Product: nose resistant to fluoxetine protein 6
Exons: 15
Coding region: 264-2510 (748 amino acids)
Molecular function (GO): acyltransferase activity, transferring groups other than amino-acyl groups
Source: RefSeq, a predicted model, not a curated record